Messenger RNA from Ustilago hordei, 255 nucleotides. RefSeq lists its product as uncharacterized. Lineage: Eukaryota; Fungi; Basidiomycota; Ustilaginomycetes; Ustilaginales; Ustilaginaceae. Bases 1 to 255 code for a protein of 84 amino acids. Gene Ontology annotation, cellular component: cytoplasm. The record is from RefSeq and is a predicted model, not a curated record. The transcript has a single exon.
AUGGUUCUUGGCAGAUUGAUGCACUACGCAGGCGACGCUCUGUUGAUCUCCACAGUGUUGGCAGGAAUCAAGCGACAGACGGGGUUGCGACCUGAUAUCGAUCGUAUCUCGGAACCUACGACGAAGGGUCUGUUGGAGAAGUACCUUGGCUUUGGAGAGUUCGUCUUCGAUAGCAGUGUUGCUGCUGCUACGGCUUCCUCGUUGUUCCAGAAGGAUAUGCUGGACAGGCUGCAGGGUCCAGGCGCGUCCAGGUAA